AGUAUCAAACUCAUAUUCAAUAAAUAAGAUCCUCAAUGAGAACGGAAAUGGCUUACACAGAGUCGGCGUUGCUCCUCUUUUUCGCUUGUUUUCUGUUGAUCCGCGGACAUUCAGCUGCGGUGAUCUGUGAAAAGUUACCGACCAAUGUGUGCACCUUCGCCGUUUCGUCGGCCGGAAAGAGGUGUGUGUUGGAGAAUUACAGCGCCGACGACGGUAGCGUUGGCUACAUUUGCAAGACGUCGGAGAUUACGGUGGAGAGAGUGUACGGACACAUCGAAACCAAUCAGUGCGUGAAGGCAUGCGGUGUAGACCGUGGAUUCGUCGGAAUCUCCUCCGAUCCAUUCCUGUCACCUGAAUUCGCCUUCAGAAUCUGCUCUAACGCCUGCUACCGGAACUGCCCCAACCUUGUUGAUUUAUACAUCAAUCUCGCCGCCGGAGAAGGGAUAUCUUUGCCAGGAUUUUGUGAAAAGCUGAGGAGCUCCGGUUGGACCACAAUGUCUAUCUUGAGCAAUGGAGGCGGUGGCGCCGCCGCUCCGGAAGGUUCGCCGGUUCCCGCUCCUUCCCCUGCACUCUAUUGA
Messenger RNA from Andrographis paniculata, 578 nucleotides. RefSeq lists its product as uncharacterized. The coding region runs from base 36 to 578 and encodes 180 amino acids. The transcript has 3 exons. The record is from RefSeq and is a predicted model, not a curated record. Lineage: Eukaryota; Viridiplantae; Streptophyta; Magnoliopsida; Lamiales; Acanthaceae.